AGAAGAUGGCGACUCACGCAAUGUGUGCGUCUAUCAUGUGUUUUCCAGAGCUCGAUAUGAUGCCGAAAACUAGACAAUUGUGAGGCGUAUCCACUAGUAAUGUAGCAGUGUCGUUUGCAUCAAAUCACAAUGGCCGAUGAACAACAAGAAAAGGUAACGGAGCAAUCUAAUCAGCAAGCGGAUGGUGCUGCCGCUGUCAAUGAAGAAGGUACACUGCACGAUGAAGAGAUUGCACCAGCUGUUGUCGAUUCAACAGAAGGGACUGAAGAGGCGGGUAACACCCAGGCAGACAGGGGAAUAGAUCAAGUUGGUGAACAAGCCAUUGAACAAGAUGAGUUGACAGGAUCAGAUCCAGAUGGUGACAUUAUGGACCCUGUUGUUGACCACAAUCAAACCAUCAAAGAGCAAACUGACAAUCCGGACAUAAACCAAGCUUCAAAAGAUGAAGUCCUACCUGAUCAGGAUGCAUCCCAAGAGAACACAAGUCCGCCAGACAAGGAUUUAAACCAUGAACAGUCUAUCCAGGAUAUUCCUUCAAACCAGGAUCCUGCUGACAGCUCUCCCGCUGUCAAAUCCCCCAUCAUAGACUCAAAGGAUUCUCAAACUAACCUUGUUGAAGUGCCUUCUGCAGGAGAUGCAGCUUGCGAGAGUGAAGAGACUGAUACAGAUCAGCUUGAGGAUAGAGAGGUCGAUGCAGGACUUCUCCAACCGGAACCAGAUGAACCUGGCAAAACUGUAACUGAGGGUCUGAAACUGCCUAAAGAAGAGAUCUCAACAAAUGAACAGAAUCAAAGUGUAGACAAUGAGGAACCCGCUGAUGGCACUGUCCAAAGUAAUGAUAACAGUUCUAAUGUGGAUCCAAAGGAAGCAGAAGGAGCUGCUCUACCAUCAGAUGUUCCUGCGAGUGGGGACCAGCCGAACAACGCCGAGUCGCUGUCUUACAAUCAGGAGGAAGGCAUUGUCCAAAGUAAUGAGAACGACUCUAAUGUGCAUCCGAAGGAAGCAGAAGGAGCUGCUCUACCAUCAGAUGCUCCUGAGAGUGGGGACCAGCCUAUUGACCCUGAAUCGCCGUCUUCCAAUCAGGCUGAUCAAGCUGUAACAGUUCAGACUGCCAGUUCACCGCAUAUCAACAACGAAAUAAACCAGGGUCCCACGUCAGAAAUUAACUCUCAAACCUCCCCAGAGUCUCCGUCUCAAAGAUCUCCUGUCAAGGAGGAGCCAUCCAGUGCAGAGAGCACUCCUGUCUUACUGCAACGGAACAAUAACAAUGAAUUGCACCAGGGCGAUGACUUUGUUCAGCUUGGAUCGGUGCAUAUACCUACAGGUGGUGUUGGUGAUGUGGACGAGGUAAAUGAAGAAAGAGGAUCGCAAUAUGAUUUAAGAGACCCAGCAAUGCACAAGAUGAGAUCGUCACUACCUGUUGAUGCAUAUGGUGAUUCCAGAAAACAUCCUUUGCCAGCAAUUCAUCCUGAUCCUCGUCUUUCCCGUUCCCUCCCUCCGUCCACGGAUCCAGCCAACAUUCCAGAAGGUUACUACAACAGGAGUCUCUCACGGGGUGAAGGGCAAUAUUCACGCACUCACAUACCACGUAUCCCAUCGGCUAGUGGCUCCAGUAAAACCGGGACGAGAGACAGGGACGUCAGGAGGGCGUUAAAUUCAGCCAAGCUGCCACCGUCCGUGAUGAAGAUGUCGACAGUUAUGGUGUCAGCGAGGAAGAGGGCUGUACUGAACAGACACAGCAGUGUAUUCUAUGAAGAAAGACAUCAAACCAAAGUUAUUAGUUUGGACGAAGCAAUCAACAGUCGACCUCCGAUGCCCUUUGACCUCGAUAAUCCUGGGCCGUGCCGUUAUACUCCAAGAAACAAACCCUUGAAUGAAACCAACGCUCCUGAGUUCACAUUUGGUCAUAGGCUACAGGAAAAGGGCGGUGGCGGUAGAACAGCCAAUUCUAAGACAUGGUUCAACAGCAAAGAUGGAUUCACAACAAAAGUCCACUGGGAUAAAAGAUGGCCAUCACCAGCUCACUAUAACAGCACUCGUCCACUUCUUGGACGGCGCAAACCAACGAUGUUCGACUAUCCAAACUUCUCCAUAGGCGUCAAGUCCAAAUUCAGCAUUAACAAAAGAGGCUCUGAGAAUGAACCAGGACCCAACGAGUACAAUCGCUCCAAUUCAGACUCUAUUAUUCUGCGGAAAGCCCCGAGCUAUACCAUCAGCCAGAGGCACCAAGGCACACAGCUGUGGGGUGGCAAAGAAACAACCCCAGGUCCUGGAACAUACACCCCUCGUUGGGGGUUCGAUUCCGGCAUGGUCCACCAUCCAUCAUUCACCAUCCAGGGAAUUCGUCGGGCCAAAAAUCACCAACUUGGACCACACUCGACUUUUUGAUUGAGAGUGUUCAAGGCAAGCACUCUUCUAUUGUAAAAACAGAGGAGCCAUCAUGGAAUCUGAAAUUUUUGCUGGUGGGAAGUUAUUUGUGUGAAUUGAUCAUGGAUGUAUGUAAUUAUUUCUUCUUCGUCAAUGUAGACAGUUGGCCUUAUCAGGUAUGAUCUUAUGCUGUGAUUAGGAACUUGCGUCUUUAUUGUAUUUAUUACAGGGUGAUAAUCCACAGUGUUGAAACAUGAUGUCUAUUUGAAUUGAAAACCAUUAUUAUGCAAAAAAUAUGCAGACUUCAGAGACAAUUUUGUAUAUUUAUGCUCUCUAUAUAUUUAUAUUCUUGAAUUAUUUGUGAAUCAUUCAUGUGUGUGCUUUGAGUCAAGGACAACUUUAUGCCAAGAUUUUUAUAAUUGCUAUUUUGGUGCAUGAUUUUGAGUCAAUCAAAUUUUGAUAAUAAAGCUGAAAAUACAUGUACCAAUACCAAACCAUUCCAAUGACAAUUUCUACCUAAAAACUCAUCCUCAGCUGGCCCAUUUUGUUGCAAAGAAACUACAGUUAUUUCCUGUUCUUUUGGCUGUGGUACAAAUGUUUAUAGAAUUUGGAGGCAAAAAUGUGGGCAUUCCAUUUUUAGUUUUGAGUAUUUUUUUCAAAAUAUUGAACAUGGCAGGUGAACUUGAAUAGUGAUGUUUAUUUCAGGAAAGCACCAGAUUUUCUGAUUUUCGCCACAAAAACUUAGAAAUAAUACAUCCUUUUCACCAGUUGGUGUGUUUACAUUGAGUUACUUGGUUCAUUAAACUUGAUGGAUGCGCAGUUAAUCUGACUGGCAGCUAUCACUGGUUUGAAAAUGAUCCGACUAAGAACACUGUUUGGAAUAGGAAUUACAUGGAGAUAACAGGUGUUAGUUGUCAGAUAAAAAGGAUGUAUUAUUCCAUCCACUUUCCUUCCGUAAAGUCAGACUUCUGACAUAACAAAAGCAGAUGUGUAAAAUGAAUUGUAUACUAAAUAUUGUUGAAUUUUGAUAACAAGCUAAAGCUAUUCACAUCUAAAACAGUUUAACAUUUGUUUGAGAUGCACUUCCAGUGAAUUUUUUAAGAGCCAGGCCAUCAAAUAAGACCACAUUGUUUCCAUUUUUAAGGACAGCAUAAUCUACUUUAAAUAUACAUGUACAUUAUUUUGAUAAAAUUACACUUUUUAUACUUUUGUAUAUUUAGAAUCAAUUUGUGCUAGUAACUUAAAGCAGCAGAGAAAAUACUUUUUAGGUCAUUUUUUCCCCCAAUAAUAAUUAUGUGUGUAAUACAGUUUUGUAAAGGAUGAUUUAUUCUAAGAGAAGACGUUUUACACAAAUUGUAGUACUGUAUUUUCACGAUCUUGUAAUAUUGUGUAUAUGUAAAUUUGCAUGUAUUUCCUCAGUAAAAUGGAUUAUAAUGCUAUACAAUGUGCAUUAAAGCAGUUCU
This is a messenger RNA of Asterias rubens (European starfish), 3830 nucleotides long. RefSeq lists its product as uncharacterized. Bases 130 to 2388 code for a protein of 752 amino acids. The record is from RefSeq and is a predicted model, not a curated record. NCBI's taxonomy places the organism in Eukaryota, Metazoa, Echinodermata, Asteroidea, Forcipulatida, Asteriidae. The transcript is spliced from 11 exons.